AUGCCUACAGGCGCGCGCUCAAGCUUUAGCGAGGCUCAUCGCGCAAAGUCCUUCCGGGAGUUGAUUGGUGCAUCUCCAUCCACGGCAUCACCCUCUGAUUCGACCUUGAUUAUUGUGGACGCACAGAAUGAAUACGCUGAUGGCCUGCUUCAAACCACCAACAUUGCCCAAACCCGACCCGCCAUUUCCUCCCUCCUCGAAACCUAUCGAACCGCAGCAGCCGACUCCUCGUCGAAUGAAAAGUCCAACAUAAUCCACGUAGUCCACUCAGUCCCCAAAGGCACACCAAUUUUCACCCCCUCCACCCCGCUGGCGGCCGAAUUUGCUGAACUCGAACCUAAAGACUCGGAAAAAGUUAUCUCCAAGCACCUUCCCAGCGCCUUCAGAGACACCGAAUUGCACGCCUACCUCCAGUCGUUGCCUGACGGCAAGGGCAAGAAGAUCGUGCUGGCGGGCUAUAUGGCGCAUGUGUGUGUUUCGACGACGGCGAGGCAGGGCCAUGAGUUGGGGUACGAUGUUGUGAUUUGUGGCGAUGCGGUGGGGGAUCGGGAUAUUCCGGGGGCGACGGGAGAGGAGGUGACGCGGAUGGUGUUGGCUGAGCUUGGGGAUGCUUUUGGGACGGUGGUGGAGAGUAAGGAUAUCAAAUGA
Molecule: messenger RNA, 648 nt
Organism: Endocarpon pusillum Z07020
Lineage: Eukaryota; Fungi; Ascomycota; Eurotiomycetes; Verrucariales; Verrucariaceae
Exons: 2
Coding region: 1-648 (215 amino acids)
Source: RefSeq, a predicted model, not a curated record